AUGGCAGAAGAAUUUUUUUCGGCGUCAAUCGCCCGAACUGCAAACAUAAGUUCAGAGCAGCUUCGAACCGCAAUCAAGAACGAAGGGGUGUCGCUGUCAGACGAGAAGGAGUGGAAGCUGGCCAAGUGCAUCCUGCGUUUCUCGGAGGUUGUGUCCAAGUGCCUCGAUGACCUCCUGCUGCACAGCCUGUGCGACUACGUGUACGAACUCUCCUGCACUUUCACCGAGUUCUAUGACAAGUGCUACUGCUUUGAAAAGGACCGCAACACUGGGGCAAUACUGAAGGUGAACAUGGGGCGUAUACUUCUCUGUGAGGCCACAGCAAACAUCAUAGCUGCUGCCUUCCACAUUCUGGGCAUCAAACCCGUAGAGAAGAUGUGA
Messenger RNA from Dreissena polymorpha, 381 nucleotides. Its product is annotated as arginine--tRNA ligase, cytoplasmic-like. Lineage: Eukaryota; Metazoa; Mollusca; Bivalvia; Myida; Dreissenidae. The transcript has 3 exons. The record is from RefSeq and is a predicted model, not a curated record. Gene Ontology annotation, biological process: arginyl-tRNA aminoacylation. The coding region runs from base 1 to 381 and encodes 126 amino acids. Gene Ontology annotation, molecular function: ATP binding; arginine-tRNA ligase activity.